GGUAGGGGACGCGUUUGAGCGCUUCACCGACAUCGGAUGGCAUCUGUCUGUUCAAAACUGUACAGAUCCCGUGACUUUUCGGUUAACAAAAAAAUGAGUAUGAUUACUGAUGUGAACUCGGUGAUUACGAAAUCGGGGUUUUUUGGUCAAAGGACGGUUUUAAUGUGUACAGCCUGUGGGCUGUGAUAGAAACGCUCUGUUAUUUUUACUUUAUCUGAGACAGUUUUGGCAUUUUGCUUACUGGAAAGUUGAAUUGAAAAUCACUUAACUUGUAUCUGUAAAGUAGAAGAAAACAGACGCCUGUAUGGUCCAUAAAACAAAAGAGUGAAGGGAAAAUUUCGAACGCUAACAAGACACAGUUGUAAGAAGUUGCGUUUGAGUUUUGAGGGUCACAUGAUUUCGUGACGUCACGCAUGCAAAGCAGCGACAUGUUGUCCACGGUAGCCUAUCGUUUACCAGGAACAAUUUUUUUGUGUUAUUUUGUGACACAGACUUUAACGCAACAAUUGGCAGAAUCAGAAGUUGAAGAUAUUACGACCACACAAAUGACUACACUGGGCAUUGUAACAGACAUAACCCCUGACCUGUGCGCCUCGUCAUGUCUGAGUGACGACCUGUCAAUUGUUGUGGGCGUGGUUCCUGUACUGUGCAUCAUCUUCUUGCUGGUUGUUGUGGGCGUUGGCUGGUACAUGACUUCGUAUAAGAAAGCCUUAAAUGAUUGGGCAAAACAGGGAAGGGACGGGGAUCGUGCAACGGACUCUUUCAGUGGUAUCGGACCAGAUGGUCGAGCUGUCUGGGAAGGCCUCUACGGUUCGUACGAGGCCCAGGAAGCCAUGGAUAUGAUUAACAUAUUCAUGUUGGCACAUCAUCGACUCGGGGAGCGGAAGCUUCCGAUCUACGCAAUACGAGGACAAGAACUGCCCAGCAUCGAGCACGCCUUCAUUCAUCUUCCGGCAGACAAGAGACCCUUGUUUACGUCCGAGAAAAUUAUGGCGGGCGAUAACGACAGAGAUGACCAUGGCCACAAAGACGAUUCGGUAAUGCCCGUCAGUUCGAGCUCGAGCAUCGUCCCUCUUCACAGAGUAGAAGGAAGUACAUGUAUCACCGACAUAGAUCCAAAGUUCAACGAUGAGGAGCCGUCAGGAUCUGAAGUUCCUGUUUCCCCAAAUAGCCACGGCGACCAAGUUGGCGGCAUGAAACCGCCCCAUUUGACUCCCUCUGUGUCAGGAGAGUUAUCUUCUCUUGGUGAUUUCCCGUGUCUCGGGAAAGUACCUCGGCCCGUACAAGCAGCCAUUUUGCCAGUAUGCAAUAAAGAGCAGGAAUUUUUUAUUACAGAUAUUUAGGUGUAAUAAGGGAAAGGAUUGUACGCUAAUUAAUCUUCAGCGAACACGGUGGCUGACAUAUGUGUUAUGCAGCCCCAUUCUUCUUAGAUGUUAUUUUCACACACGUUUAGUUUAAAUCUGAACAAGGUUGAAAAAUAAAACGAUGUCCUCUAGCCAGGACAGCCGUAGCCUAUGCAUAAAAUUACUUACACUUUUUUUUUUAAAAAGAGUAUUAAGUGCGUGAAUGAAUU
Molecule: messenger RNA, 1573 nt
Organism: Liolophura sinensis
Lineage: Eukaryota; Metazoa; Mollusca; Polyplacophora; Chitonida; Chitonidae
Exons: 4
Coding region: 414-1343 (309 amino acids)
Source: RefSeq, a predicted model, not a curated record